AUGAUGAUGAUGAUGAUGAUGAUGAUGAUGAUGAUGAUGAUGAUGAUGAUGAUGAUGAUGAUGAUGAUGAUGAUGAUGAUGAUGAUGAUGAUGAUGAUGAUGAUGAUGAUGAUGAUGAUGAUGAUGAUGAUGAUGAUGAUGAUGAUGAUGAUGAUGAUGAUGAUGAUGAUGAUGAUGAUGAUGAUGAUGAUGAUGAUGAUGAUGAUGAUGAUGAUGAUGAUGAUGAUGAUGAUGAUGAUGAUGAUGAUGAUGAUGAUGAUGAUGAUGAUGAUGAUGAUGAUGAUGAUGAUGAUGAUGAUGAUGAUGAUGAUGAUGAUGAUGAUGAUGAUGAUGAUGAUGAUGAUGAUGAUGAUGAUGAUGAUGAUGAUGAUGAUGAUGAUGAUGAUGAUGAUGAUGAUGAUGAUGAUGAUGAUGAUGAUGAUGAUGAUGAUGAUGAUGAUGAUGAUGAUGAUGAUGAUGAUGAUGAUGAUGAUGAUGAUGAUGAUGAUGAUGAUGAUGAUGAUGAUGAUGAUGAUGAUGAUGAUGAUGAUGAUGAUGAUGAUGAUGAUGAUGAUGAUGAUGAUGAUGAUGAUGAUGAUGAUGAUGAUGAUGAUGAUGAUGAUGAUGAUGAUGAUGAUGAUGAUGAUGAUGAUGAUGAUGAUGAUGAUGAUGAUGAUGAUGAUGAUGAUGAUGAUGAUGAUGAUGAUGAUGAUGAUGAUGAUGAUGAUGAUGAUGAUGAUGAUGAUGAUGAUGAUGAUGAUGAUGAUGAUGAUGAUGAUGAUGAUGAUGAUGAUGAUGAUGAUGAUGAUGAUGAUGAUGAUGAUGAUGAUGAUGAUGAUGAUGAUGAUGAUGAUGAUGAUGAUGAUGAUGAUGAUGAUGAUGAUGAUGAUGAUGAUGAUGAUGAUGAUGAUGAUGAUGAUGAUGAUGAUGAUGAUGAUGAUGAUGAUGAUGAUGAUGAUGAUGAUGAUGAUGAUGAUGAUGAUGAUGAUGAUGAUGAUGAUGAUGAUGAUGAUGAUGAUGAUGAUGAUGAUGAUGAUGAUGAUGAUGAUGAUGAUGAUGAUGAUGAUGAUGAUGAUGAUGAUGAUGAUGAUGAUGAUGAUGAUGAUGAUGAUGAUGAUGAUGAUGAUGAUGAUGAAGUAA
Schistosoma mattheei is the source of this 1119-nucleotide messenger RNA. NCBI's taxonomy places the organism in Eukaryota, Metazoa, Platyhelminthes, Trematoda, Strigeidida, Schistosomatidae. The record is from the annotation of a GenBank genome assembly.